Messenger RNA from Sinocyclocheilus grahami, 1133 nucleotides. It is a transcript of the gene tppp, whose product is annotated as tubulin polymerization promoting protein. Gene Ontology annotation, cellular component: microtubule. The transcript is spliced from 3 exons. Bases 1 to 690 code for a protein of 229 amino acids. Gene Ontology annotation, molecular function: tubulin binding. The record is from RefSeq and is a predicted model, not a curated record. NCBI's taxonomy places the organism in Eukaryota, Metazoa, Chordata, Actinopteri, Cypriniformes, Cyprinidae. Gene Ontology annotation, biological process: microtubule bundle formation; microtubule polymerization; positive regulation of protein polymerization.
AUGGAGGAGUUCAAAGUUCAGACCGCCAAACACCCCGUACCCAACAGUUCACCCACGCGGCCCCACAGCGAGCACCCGAAAGAUCACGCGGCCAAACGCCUAUCCUCCGCCUCCAACGGCACGAGUGACGGAGGAGCGGGAGCCAAAACACCUGUGGAGAUCACCGCGCUGGAGGAGUCCUUCCGCCGCUUCGCCAUCCACGGAGACACGCGAGCCACCGGCAAAGACAUGAACGGCAAGAACUGGUCCAAACUAUGUAAAGACUGUGGCAUCAUCGAUGGCAAGGGCAUCACCCUCACAGACGUGGACAUAGUCUUCUCCAAAGUCAAGAACAAAUCUGCGCGCACUAUUACAUACAGCCAGUUCAAAGAAGCGCUCGAAGAGCUCGCCAGGAAACGCUUCAAAGAUAAGAGCAGCGAGGACGCCGCGGAAGAGGUUUACAGAAUGAUAGAAGGGAAAUCACCCGUUAUAGCUGGAGUCACGAGAACCAUUGCUUCCCCGACCGUGUCCCGUUUGACCGACACCACCAAGUUCACCGGAUCGCACAAGGAGCGUUUUGACGAGACGGGCCGCGGGAAGGGCAAGGCAAGGCGAGUGGAAUUGGUGGACACGUCCGGAUACGUGUCUGGAUACAAGCACGCAGGAUCAUACGAGAAGAAAAUUCAAAAACCUCCCCAAAAACCCAUGUGAGAUUCUCCGUCCAGCAGUGAACCCGACUCUAUAAAGCACAAACAGAUCUCCCAUUUUCCACUGAGGGUACGUCUUUUUCUGUGAAUAACAUUGAGUUUGUUCCUCUUCCUAUAAGUGUUUUAUUUCUAACUGGAACGCUGUUUACAUCAAACGCCGACGUCACCAGCUGGUACGUUCCUAACAAACACGAUGAUGCCAAGAGAAAGACAAAUGGCUACAGUAUUGCACGCUUACUAGUGAAGGUUUUUGCUGUUAAUCUGUGGUGAAUAUUGACAUGAAAUGAAUAUUUGGCAUUUUGUGGCUUCUCUAAUGAUGCAGUAGAAUCAGGCCUAAAAUAGACUUUAAAUGCUUGAGUAAUGCAGUGCAUGUCCACAAUUUGCGUUACAACAACACACAAAACAUUUCCAUUAAUUUUUUUAAAUGCAUUUGGCAGAUGCUUUUAU